CAUCAUCGAGUGAACCUGUGUCAUUGCCUGUAGUGGUUUUGAUUCUGAACAUACCUCUCGUUUGAAGAUGCACUAGCUCAAGACAUCAAAAAGUCAUUGUUAUUUUCUUGAAGUUUGUUUUUGGUACUAUGGCAUCAGGGAAAGAAAUCCUCGGUCUUGAUAAUCUUGCAUUUGAUAUUGGGGAUCAAGUCAAUGAUCAGGCCAGACAAAAGGAGGGAAAAACAAGUGGGCGCAGCUGUGUGGCAGAAGAAAACAGAAAUAAACCCACCUAUUGUGUAACUGAUGUUCCCUCCUGGCACCUUUGUGGGUUUCUGGCCAUUCAGCAUUACCUGACAGCAUUCGGUGGGAUCCUCUCUAUCCCUCUCAUUUUGUCGGAGGGACUGUGUCUGCAGCACGACAGCCUAACGCAGAGUCGCCUUAUUAACACCAUUUUCUUCGUCUCUGGUCUGUGCACCCUGCUGCAGGUCACCUUCGGUGUCAGGCUUCCCAUCCUACAGGGUGGUACAUUCGCUUUGCUAACACCUGCGAUGGUCAUGUUGUCCAUGCCGGAGUGGGAGUGCCCUGCUUGGACCCAGAACGCCAGUCUGGUUAACACCUCCUCACCCGCCUUCAUAGAAGUGUGGCAGAGCCGCAUGCAAACACUUCAGGGCUCUAUCAUGGUGGCCUCUCUCCUCCAGAUCCUGGUCGGUUUCUCCGGCCUCAUCGGCUUCCUCAUGCGCUUCAUCGGCCCCUUGACCAUUGCGCCAACAGUCUCUCUCAUAGGACUGUCACUGUACGACUCAGCUGGUGCCAAGCUCGGAAGCCACUGGGGCAUCUCUGCAAUGUCCACAGCGCUGAUCAUCCUAUUUUCCCAGUACCUCCGUGAUGUACCAAUCCCUGUUCCUGCAUACAACAAAGACAGGAAACUGCACACCUCAAAGUUCUUUAUCUUCCAGUCAAUGCCUAUUCUGCUGGGCAUUUUGGUGUCGUGGUUAGUCUGCUACCUCCUUACCAUCUAUGACGUCCUACCGUCUGAUCCAGCCCAAUAUGGCCACCUGGCCCGCACUGACGUGAAGGGUAAUGUGGUGAAUGAGGCGUACUGGUUCACAAUUCCUUAUCCUGGUCAGUGGGGCGUUCCCACUGUGAGCCUGGCGGGUGUGAUGGGCAUCACGGCUGGUAUAAUAUGCUCCAUGGCAGAAUCUGUGGGUGACUACCACGCAUGUGCCAAGCUGUCAGGGGCCCCUCCUCCUCCAAAGCACGCCAUCAACCGGGGCAUUGGUGUCGAAGGACUUGGCUGUUUGUUGGCAGGCGCCUUCGGCACAGGCAAUGGUACUACAUCCUUUAGUGAGAAUGUGGCUGCUCUUGGCAUCACCAAGGUGGGUAGUCGGACGGUGAUUCUCCUGAGUGGAUUUUUCAUGGUUUUGAUGGGGAUGCUGGGUAAAAUUGGAGCCAUCUUCUCGACCAUUCCUACCCCAGUGCUUGGAGGGAUGUUCCUGAUUAUGUUUGGAGUCAUAUCUGCAGCAGGAAUUUCUAACCUGCAGUCCACAGAUAUGAGCUCCUCCAGGAACAUAUUUGUCUUUGGGUUUUCCAUCUUUACUGCACUUGUUGUUCCCAACUGGAUAAUGAAGAAUCCUGAUUUCUUUAACACAGGUGUUAAAGAGCUGGACCAAGUGAUCAACAUAUUGUUGUCCACACAUAUGUUUGUUGGAGGGUUUCUUGGUUUCUUUCUUGAUAACACCAUUCCAGGGACCAAACGUGAGCGUGGUCUAUUAACAUUGGAAGAAUUACAUCUUGAGGACUCGGGCAACACAAUGGAAACUGAAGAGGUGUACAACCUCCCAUUUGGAAUAACCUCUUGUCUAUCCUCUCAGUCUUGGGUUCGUUACGUCCCUUUCUGCCCGUGGAAGGGCCAAAGGACUCUGUCUGAAGACAAUCAGACAUCACAAAGUGAGCCUCUGCCGAAUGGCACAGGGGUCACUGAGGAAUUUGCUUUUUAACAUCUGAACCAGAGUUGGCGUAAUCAAAUAAAAGAUUGAAAAUUGUA
Molecule: messenger RNA, 2023 nt
Organism: Labrus mixtus (cuckoo wrasse)
Lineage: Eukaryota; Metazoa; Chordata; Actinopteri; Labriformes; Labridae
Product: solute carrier family 23 member 1-like
Exons: 12
Coding region: 129-1976 (615 amino acids)
Biological process (GO): transmembrane transport
Cellular component (GO): membrane
Molecular function (GO): transmembrane transporter activity
Source: RefSeq, a predicted model, not a curated record